Molecule: messenger RNA, 321 nt
Organism: Telopea speciosissima
Lineage: Eukaryota; Viridiplantae; Streptophyta; Magnoliopsida; Proteales; Proteaceae
Exons: 2
Source: RefSeq, a predicted model, not a curated record
CUACUUCACCGUUUUCUUCACGGCGUCGCAUAUGGGCACUCCUGGUUUGGGCGCUGGGUUUACAAGUUCCACCGUGGGUGCUUCGGAGAACAACUCAAAAUCAUAAUUCGGAAGUUCAGAGAUGCAAGCGAAACCAAAUUAAUCACCCUGAGAGAUCUCCUGCGCUUUAUGCUGACUUGCCGAGCUCCAGUUCAGAGGAAAGUCAUAAAAUCAACCUCUAAACGUAAGUCUCCACCAAAUUUGGAUAAAUCAGUGAAGGUCAGAAAGCUCUCUCCUUUUGUUGCAAACACAGAGAGCAGCAGAUGGGCUCCAAGACGGUGA